Molecule: messenger RNA, 1491 nt
Organism: Rattus rattus (black rat)
Lineage: Eukaryota; Metazoa; Chordata; Mammalia; Rodentia; Muridae
Product: cytochrome P450 3A1-like
Biological process (GO): oxidative demethylation; steroid metabolic process
Molecular function (GO): oxidoreductase activity, acting on paired donors, with incorporation or reduction of molecular oxygen, reduced flavin or flavoprotein as one donor, and incorporation of one atom of oxygen; heme binding; iron ion binding
Source: RefSeq, a predicted model, not a curated record
GAUGGUCGAACGCCUCUGUUUGCCAUCACGGACACAGAAAUGAUCAAGAAUGUGCUAGUGAAGGAAUGCUUUUCUGUCUUCACAAACCACAGGGAUUUUGGCCCAGUGGGGAUUAUGGGGAAAGCUGUCUCUGUAGCUAAGGAUGAGGAGUGGAAGAGAUAUAGAGCCUUGCUGUCCCCCACAUUCACCAGUGGAAGACUCAAGGAGAUGUUCCCCAUCAUUGAACAGUAUGGAGACAUUUUGGUAAAAUACUUGAGGCAAGAGAAAGGCAAGCCUGUCCCUGUGAAAGAAGUGUUUGGUGCCUACAGCAUGGAUGUGAUCACCAGCACGUCAUUUGGAGUGAAUGUUGAUUCCCUCAACAACCCGAAGGAUCCUUUUGUGGAGAAAGCCAAGAAGCUCUUAAGAAUUGAUUUUUUGGAUCCGUUUUUCUUGUCAGUAGUACUCUUUCCAUUCCUCACGCCAGUAUAUGAGAUGUUAAAUAUCUCCAUGUUCCCAAAAGAUUCAAUAGAAUUUUUCAAAAAAUUUGUGUACAGAAUGAAGGAAACCCGCCUGGAUUCUAUGCAGAAGCAUCGAGUGGAUUUUCUUCAGCUGAUGAUGAAUGCUCAUAAUGAUUCUAAAGACAAAGAAUCUCAUACAGCCCUAUCCGAUAUGGAGAUCACAGCCCAGUCAAUUAUUUUUAUUUUUGCUGGAUAUGAACCCACCAGCAGCACACUUUCCUUUGUCCUGCAUUCCCUGGCCACUCACCCAGACACACAGAAGAAACUGCAGGAGGAGAUCGACAGGGCUCUGCCCAAUAAGGCACCUCCCACCUAUGAUACUGUGAUGGAAAUGGAGUACCUGGAUAUGGUGUUGAAUGAAACCCUUAGAUUGUAUCCAGUUGCUAAUAGACUUGAGAGAGUCUGUAAAAAAGAUACUGAAAUCAAUGGUGUGUUUAUACCCAAAGGGUCAGUAGUGAUGAUUCCAUCUUAUGCUCUUCACCAUGAUCCACAACACUGGCCAGAGCCUGAGGAAUUUCGCCCAGAAAGGUUCAGCAAGGAGAACAAGGGCAGCAUUGAUCCUUAUGUAUAUAUGCCCUUUGGGAAUGGACCCAGGAACUGCAUUGGCAUGAGGUUUGCUCUCAUGAAUAUGAAACUCGCUCUCACUAAAGUUCUGCAAAACUUCUCCUUCCAGCCUUGUAAGGAAACACAGUCAGUUAUGGGGACAGAGUGUUUCCACUUUGGGCGUGUAGAUUUUCCUCUCUGGGUCUUCGCUGUUCACCAAUACGACCUGUGUCUUGAAUUUCCUGAGCAGCUCCUCGCAGCAGAAAAGUUUAGUAUUACCACCUGGUCCAGGGGCUCAAGUAACCUCGGGGUUGAGCAAGUCUCUGAUUUUGAGUAUGAUCUGUUCAUUAGGCCGGACACCUGUAAUCCCUACGCUUCCGGAGUCUGGUUCAACCAUACUGUUGAAAAUGUGAAAGAAUUACAGGAUGUUCAUAUUUCUAAGGCUGCAUAA